AUGCGAUUUGGGCAGAAGGGGAAACUUAGCCCAAGGUUCAUUGGAUCUUUUGAUAUUUUGGAGAGAAUUGGGGAAGUAGCGUAUCAGAUUGCUCUUCCCCCAGCCCUAUCUCAAGUCCACGAUGUGUUUCACGUGUCAUUGUUGAGAAAGUACGUGAACGAUCCAACACAUGUCCUUAGCUACAAACAACUAAGCGUGGACCCUCAACUAGCCUAUGAAGAGAAGCUGGUAGUGCUUCUGGACCGGAAAGACAAAGUGUUGAGGAUUAAGAUGGUGCCUUUGGUCAAAGUGCAGUGGUGUAACCACGACGUCGAAUAA
Humulus lupulus (European hop) is the source of this 318-nucleotide messenger RNA. RefSeq lists its product as uncharacterized. The record is from RefSeq and is a predicted model, not a curated record. The transcript has a single exon. Lineage: Eukaryota; Viridiplantae; Streptophyta; Magnoliopsida; Rosales; Cannabaceae. Bases 1 to 318 code for a protein of 105 amino acids.